Messenger RNA from Ixodes scapularis (black-legged tick), 1709 nucleotides. RefSeq names its product polymerase delta-interacting protein 2 (gene POLDIP2). The record is from RefSeq and is a predicted model, not a curated record. The transcript has 10 exons. Bases 23 to 1039 code for a protein of 338 amino acids. NCBI's taxonomy places the organism in Eukaryota, Metazoa, Arthropoda, Arachnida, Ixodida, Ixodidae. Gene Ontology annotation, biological process: error-free translesion synthesis. Gene Ontology annotation, molecular function: DNA binding. Gene Ontology annotation, cellular component: mitochondrial nucleoid; nucleus.
AUUGCGGUCACCUGCAUUCAAUAUGGCCGCUGUCUUUGCCAAAAUUUCCUGCUCCUCUCGACAAAUUUUAGUUCCUGUGUGCUCAUGGAAACUUGCCACGCGUGCAACCUACACACGGUUGGCGGAAGUGGGCCGUCUAGAGGCCCCGAAAAUCGAAGGGAAGUAUGACACCGGACAGCUGUUCCUGCACAGGAUAUUUGGCUACAGGGGGAUCACCCUGUUCCCGUGGAUGGCCCGCGUCUACGAUCGCGACGUGACCGCCAAGAAAGGCCAGGAGGGUGCGGAAGAGAGCAGCGACGGGUUCAACCACGUGGGUCGCGAGGUGAAGGGCAAAACGCACACCUACUACCAGGUCCUUAUCGACUCCAGGGACUGCCCAUACGUGAGGUCACAAACGGAGGCAGUGACAUUUCUCGGUAAUCAAGACAACAGCCGUUCCCUCUAUGCCAUACCGGGGCUGGACUAUGUGGGCCACGAAGACGUACUGCCCUACACGGCCACGGAGAAGCAGCCCCUCCACCACGAGCUGUUCGACAAGUUCCUCGUCUGCGAGCCGGACAAAGACCCACCGUUCUCUGCCAAGGACACUCUGCGCGCAUGGCAGGACAAGAACCACCCGUGGCUAGAGCUGUCGGACGUGCACCGGGAGACCACGGAGGGCGUUCGGGUGACCGUGAUCCCCUUCUACAUGGGCUGCCGGGUGGCACAGAGCAGCACCGUAUACUGGUGGCGCUACUGCAUCCGGCUGGAGAACCUAGGCGAGCUGGCGGUGCAACUCCGCGAGCGUCACUGGCGCAUUUUCAGCCUCUCGGGGACCCUGGAGACCGUCCGGGGACGUGGCGUCGUGGGACAGGAGCCAAUUCUUUCAAAAUCCCAGCCGGCGUUUCAAUACAGCAGUCACGUGAGCCUACAAGCACCCAGUGGCCAUAUGUGGGGCACGUUCCGCAUGGAGCGGGAAGACGGCUUCACCUUCGACUGCCGCAUCCCGCCCUUCUCCCUGGAGAGCAAGCAAGAGCAGGGCCCACAGCCCUCCGUCUAGUCUCCGCCUAGGACGCACAGUGUUCUCCGACCGUGCAAUGCACUCUGUACAGAUGGACCUUUUUUCUCUCGCCCAACUUUUAUAGAGAAAGGACAACACUGGUGUCUCUCCAGAUUUAGACACCAUGUACGCAAGACUUGCGCCCGGUUCGGUUCGGGAUGGUAGAGUCGCUUCGGAAUUCAAUACUCUGAAAAGAUGGCAGACCUCGAACCGGGGUCGCCCGCACAGGUCGUCGUUCGAAGCUGGUGUCCGAGGUUUUUGGCGAGUGUGCAGAGUGCUCAGUUUUAUUAGCACCAUUUGAUGCGGUGUUUCAAUUUGUUUAGAAGUUGGAUCUUGAGUAGGAAGUGUUGGUUCUCUGUGCGAAAAGAAGGAAAGCGGUGGGUUUUGGUGAAUGUUUGAAGGGAGCCUAUGACAAUACUAGAAUGGAAUGCAGAGUCAAUCUCAGUGUGCCAUAGGAGCCAGCGAUAAAGUAAGGCUGCUGGUCCUCAUCAGUCGGCCGCUACGCUUUGCAUUUUAGAAUAUAUCAAUUUGGAAUUAAGAGUUUAUUUUUCUGCAUGCACUUUCGUUGGUUGUUUUUAAAGGAGAAUUUCUGGCACACAUUCCCCAUUUGACUGUCUUUUCCCAAAGGUGUGAAACUCGGAAUUUGAACAAUAAAUUAUAUUUACCUGUA